AUGUGGAAGCCUACAGGUGGUCAGGUUCUCUCACAGUCAGACAGGCUGAGUUUCCUGUCACCGAACAAUCGUGGGAAAAUCAGAGAUGGAGAUGGAGACAAAGAGUGAGGUUGAGGGAGAGCGAGAGAGACAUGGGUCGCAUCCAAAUAGCCUGCAAUGACUUCCUGCUUUGUUCCUGGUGGAUUAAUACAAUGUGACAGGUUCCAGACCGGGGAUGGAGAGGUGAAGUAUGUCAGAGAGGCAGAGGAGUUGAUCAGGCCGGAGAGGAACACUCUGCUGGUGAGCUUCACAGACCUGGAGGGUUUUAACCAAGAACUAGCAACUACCAUCCAGGAGGAGUACUACAGAGUGUACCCUUUCCUCUGUCAUGCAGUGCGCAAUUUUGCACGGGAUCACGGGACUGUUCCUCUUAACAAAGAAUUUUACGUUGCCAUCCAGGACCUACCAACCAGACACAAGAUCCGUGAGCUGUCAACUUUACGUAUUGGGACUCUGGUUAGGAUCAGUGGUCAGGUGGUGAGGACACACCCUGUGCACCCUGAGCUGGUCAGUGGCUGUUUCAUGUGCCUGGACUGCCAGGGGGUGAUCAAAGAUGUGCCUCAACAGUUUAAGUACUCCCCGCCCAACAUCUGCAGAAACCCUGUCUGCAACAAUCGCUCCCGCUUCCACCUUGACACUUACAAGUCCAAGUUCAUUGACUUCCAGAAGGUGCGUAUCCAGGAGACACAGGCAGAACUGCCCCGUGGUUCAAUUCCUCGCUCUCUGGAGAUCAUCCUGAGGGCAGAGGCCGUAGAGACGGCUCAAGCCGGGGACCGCUGUGACUUCACUGGGACCCUCAUAGUGGUGCCAGAUGUGUCACAGCUCAGCACUCCUGGUGUGCGUGCAGAGACCAGUUCCCGUGUGGCAGGAGGCGGUCAGGGCUUUGAGGCUGAGGGCCUGAGGGGGCUGAAGGCUCUGGGUGUCCGAGAGCUUUCCUAUAGAUUGGCUUUCCUGGCCUGCAAUGUGGCCCCCACAAAUCCACGGUUUGGUGGAAAGGAGUUGCGUGAUGAGGAGCAGACAGCUGAGAGCAUCAAGAGUCAGAUGUCAGUGAAGGAGUGGGAGAAGGUGUUUGAGAUGAGUCAAGACAAGAACCUCUAUCACAACCUGUGUACCAGUCUCUUCCCCACCAUACAUGGCAAUGAUGAGGUGAAACGCGGCGUCCUGCUAAUGUUGUUCGGAGGUGUUCCCAAGACGACCAUGGAGCGAACCUCGCUGAGGGGAGACAUCAACGUCUGCAUCAUAGGGGACCCCAGCACAUCUAAGAGCCAGUUCCUCAAACAUGUGGAGGAGUUCAGCCCUAGAGCGGUCUACACCAGUGGCAAGGCCAGCAGUGCUGCAGGUCUGACGGCAGCUGUGGUCCGGGACGAGGAGUCUCACGAGUUUGUUAUUGAGGCUGGAGCUCUCAUGCUGGCAGACAAUGGUGUGUGCUGUAUUGAUGAGUUUGAUAAGAUGGAGGUCAGGGAUCAAGUGGCCAUCCACGAAGCCAUGGAGCAGCAAACUAUCAGCAUCACCAAGGCUGGAGUCAAGGCCACUCUGAAUGCUCGCACAUCCAUUUUGGCAGCAGCCAACCCAGUCAGUGGGCGCUACGAUCGCAGCAAGAGUCUGAAGCAGAACAUCAACCUGUCUGCCCCCAUCAUGAGCCGCUUUGACCUCUUCUUCAUUCUUGUGGACGACUGCAAUGAGGUGACAGACUAUGCCAUUGCAAGGCGCAUUGUGGACCUGCACUCCCGAGUGGAGGAAUCCGUGGACAGAAUGUAUUCUCUGGAUGAGAUCCGCAGAUAUUUGCUUUUUGCCAGGCAGUUCAAACCAAAGAUUUCCAACGAAUCAGAAGAGUUCAUCGUUGAGCAGUAUAAGCGGCUUCGCCAACGUGAUGGUUCAGGAGGUGUGUCCAAGUCAGCCUGGCGAAUCACUGUGCGGCAGCUGGAGAGCAUGAUCCGCCUGUCAGAGGCCAUGGCCCGCAUGCACUGCUGUGAUGAGGUUCAGCCUAAACAUGUGAAAGAAGCGUUUCGCUUGCUGAACAAGUCCAUCAUCAGAGUGGAGACGCCCGACAUCAACUUGGAACAGGAGGAAGAAAUGGAGGAAGAGGGGGUGGAGAAUGAUCGCGAUGUCCCUAAUGGUGUGAAUGGUGUCGAUGGCAUAAAUGGUCACGUGAACGGUGUGAAUGGCCAUGCUGAGCCAGGCAGCCAGGCCAAACCAUCUCUCCGACUCUCUUUCACCGAAUACAGACGGCUCUCCAACUUACUGGUCCUGCAUCUUCGCAGAGUAGAAGAAGCUGAAGAAGAGGAGGAGCUGAAGAAGAGUGCAGUUGUGAACUGGUACUUAAAGGAGGUUGAAUCAGAGAUUGACUCUGAGGAGGAGCUCAUCAACAAGAAGGGCCUGAUUGAGAAAGUCAUCCACAGGCUUGUGCACUAUGAUCACAUCCUCAUUGAGCUGUCUCAGGCAGGACUGAAGGGGACAGAGUCUGAGAGCCCAGCAGAAGAAGUGGUCCUUGUUGUCAACCCAAACUACACGUUGGAAGAUUAGACAUGUCCCUUUUCCAACCCCCAUCCGCCUUUUCUUACAACCCCGACUUCUUCACCUUUUCUGAUUCCACAUCCAACUCAAAGUGACUGUUGAAAAGUGUUUUAUAUUGAAUACCCAUAUGUAAGAAAUGCAUAAUGGCAUUUGAGACCGUUUAGGUUUUAUUCUGGUUUUGGUAUUAAGCAUCUCUGGCAUUCACGGUUUAAACUCCUAAGAUGAAGUAAAGGUCGUUAGUCACACUGACUGUUUGUAAAUAUGCUGCUCUUUGCUCCUUUUCUUCUAAGUGUUGGCAGGCUUUAUCAGAUUUCUUUGGUUCUCAAGAUGUAGAAUUGCCUUAAAUUGAGGAGUUACAUUAUUCAGUAAAUAGUAAGUCAGUUUUUUGAUGGGAUAACUGUGAUUACUAUGUAUUUCAUGCAUACAGAUUGCUUUUCCAUACGUUGGAAUUAUUUUGUGUAGAUAUGUAUUUUGAACACAACACAUUAGUAAAAGUCUUUGUAAAAUUGACAGAACAUUCCUUGGGUACAUGUAAUUUCUGUUGUCCAUGUUGUUCGGCCCACUUUGUUGCAUUAUUGCCUCCAUAUAUAAUUUGUUUUGUCUGAAUAGCUUGAGAAAUAAAAAUAUGUAU
Lampris incognitus (smalleye Pacific opah) is the source of this 3184-nucleotide messenger RNA. RefSeq names its product minichromosome maintenance complex component 6 (gene mcm6). Lineage: Eukaryota; Metazoa; Chordata; Actinopteri; Lampriformes; Lampridae. Gene Ontology annotation, biological process: mitotic DNA replication; DNA replication initiation; double-strand break repair via break-induced replication. The record is from RefSeq and is a predicted model, not a curated record. The transcript is spliced from 18 exons. Gene Ontology annotation, molecular function: single-stranded 3'-5' DNA helicase activity; ATP binding; single-stranded DNA binding. Gene Ontology annotation, cellular component: nucleus; MCM complex. The coding region runs from base 157 to 2562 and encodes 801 amino acids.